Onychostoma macrolepis is the source of this 1402-nucleotide messenger RNA. It is a transcript of the gene sncga, whose product is annotated as synuclein, gamma a. The transcript has 5 exons. Gene Ontology annotation, biological process: synaptic vesicle endocytosis; synapse organization; chemical synaptic transmission. Lineage: Eukaryota; Metazoa; Chordata; Actinopteri; Cypriniformes; Cyprinidae. Gene Ontology annotation, molecular function: cuprous ion binding. Gene Ontology annotation, cellular component: cytoplasm; axon terminus; neuronal cell body. The record is from RefSeq and is a predicted model, not a curated record. Bases 144 to 491 code for a protein of 115 amino acids.
CCCAUCCCACUCUCAAAGGAGCUGCACACACACUCUGGCAAACACACUUACCACACCGGCAGUCAGAGCACACACAGCUCCAUCCACCGGUUAUAAGACGAGAGCCACUUCCAGUUAAAGGACAUACAGCUCUGAGCUCCAGUAUGGAUGCACUGAAGAAAGGAUUCUCCAUGGCUAAGGAGGGAGUGGUGGCUGCUGCCGAGAAAACUAAGGCCGGGGUGGAGGAGGCAGCUGCCAAAACCAAAGAAGGGGUCAUGUAUGUAGGAGCAAAGACAAAGGAAGGUGUUGUGACAAGUGUAAACACAGUUGCCCAGAAAACGACUGAGCAGGCGAAUCUUGUGAGCGAUACCGCCGUGACUGGAGCCAAUCAGGUGUCAGAAAAGACAGUGGAGGGGCUGGAGAGUGUGGUUGCAUCCACUGGCCUUGUCAAACCGGGGGAGAUGUCGAAGCAGGAGGGAGUUGGAGAGCAGCCUACAGACGCUGCACAGUAGAGUGAUGGCGCACUGAACACCCCUGUGAUGCUCUGCUUCUUGCUUAAGAAGAGAGAGUUCAUUAGCUGCUGUGGGCCAUGGCUAAAUAUUAUCAUACUAAACCUCUGAUGGAUGCUAAAUAAUAUCCAACUUCACAAAAAACAAAACAAAAGACACCCACGUCUCUCGCUUGCUUUGUCCUCACAAACGACCUCUACUUACCUCAAUUUACCACUUUUCUUCAAGUAAACCUAUCCUAUUCACAAGAAAAAAAAAGCUCAUGUAACAACACUAUUAUUUAGCUAUGCAAUAUUCACAUAUACGGUGCAGUGCGUGCCAUCAAAUUUGUGCAAAUAUUACAUGCAUGUGCUUUGGACAUUUUUAUAUAGGCAACGUCUGUCUUUCUUACCUGCCCUAAAACCAGUUUUCCUCCACCCAAUGCAAUGAGGUCAGCUAGAUGAUUCUCACACAACCAGUGCGAGAAAAGUUUUAAAACAUUGCAGUCCAAACACAUAGUCAGUGUAGUAUUUGAGACAGUAUUUGAAACAAGGAGCAGAAAAAGACAGAAUCACAGAUAGGCAAAUCCAAAAAAAAAAGAGGGCAACUGAUGUUUUUAAAGCAUGAAGAUGGCUGGGUAAAUCGGUUUCAGUAUUAUCUUAAAGUGUGGUUAUAGAGUGAUGGGGUUUUAGUAAUGCUCUUAUAUGUAGUAUGCUAUAGCAGCCUUUAUAAGCAACUCACAAAAUCUGCGAAUGAUGUCAGAGCAGUUGCUUGGUUACAUGAUUUGUUUGUUGACCAUGCAUGCUGCCUCACGACCACACUUUAACCGAUCCUAUUCAUGUACUUGACUCAUUGUUCCCCAUGUCAUGAAGUCUGAAAACAGCACAUUUUUUAAAUAUACCAUCUGUAAUAAAUUCAGUUUUGUGAAAAAUAAA